CCUCCCUUCUCUCCAUCUCCGUCUCUCUGUAUCCCAGCUUCAGCAGCCUGGCCAUCCCUCCUCCCCCACAUCACAGCUCCAGCCAACCAACACUGACAGGCAGGGCAGGGCCCAGAGGGACAAGCAGGAGGCACAGGACAGCAGCACAGCACACACACACACUGGGAGCUGUGACACAGCACUGGAUCGUUCCCACUUGCUGUCAGUCCAGGCAAGUCUGAUGCUCCACCGCAGAGGGAAGCAGUGACAAGGAAGAUAGCCAGGAAAUGGCGGGAGCAUCGGUGAAGGUCGCAGUCCGAGUGCGGCCAUUCAACUCACGUGAAAUUGGAAAAGAUUCAAAAUGCAUCAUCCAGAUGUCUGGAAACACAACCACGAUUCUCAACCCCAAGCAGCCAAAGGAAACUCCGAAGAGCUUCAGUUUUGACUACUCAUACUGGUCUCAUACUUCGGAUGAAGACAGUCAGUUCGCCGGCCAGCAACAAGUUUACUGUGACAUUGGGGAGGAGAUGUUGCUUCAUGCUUUUGAGGGCUACAAUGUGUGCAUCUUUGCCUAUGGACAGACUGGAGCUGGUAAAUCAUACACCAUGAUGGGCAAACAGGAACCAAACCAACAAGGGAUCAUACCACAGCUUUGUGAAGAUCUCUUCUCCCGGAUCAGCGACACGACCAAUGACAACAUGUCUUACUCUGUGGAGGUCAGUUAUAUGGAGAUAUACUGUGAACGGGUCAGGGACCUUCUAAAUCCAAAGAAUAAGGGAAACCUCCGAGUCCGUGAGCACCCCCUACUGGGACCUUAUGUGGAGGACUUGUCAAAACUGGCUGUUACCUCGUUCAAUGACAUUCAAGAUCUCAUGGACUCUGGUAACAAGGCCAGGACUGUCGCUGCCACAAACAUGAAUGAAACCAGCAGUCGGUCACAUGCGGUGUUUAACAUCAUCUUCACCCAGCGCAGGCACGAUGCUGACACCCAGAACACCACGGAGAAGGUUAGUAAGAUCAGUCUUGUGGAUCUUGCAGGAAGUGAAAGAGCGGAUUCCACUGGGGCUAAAGGAACAAGGCUAAAGGAAGGAGCAAACAUCAAUAAGUCUCUCACUACACUGGGGAAAGUGAUUUCUGCUCUUGCUGAAAUGGACUCUGGAACCAAUAAGAACAAGAAAAAGAAGAAGACAGAUUUCAUCCCAUACAGAGAUUCUGUACUCACCUGGCUCCUGAGAGAGAACUUGGGUGGAAACUCUCGCACUGCAAUGGUUGCUGCUCUGAGCCCCGCCGAUAUCAACUACGAUGAGACGCUGAGCACCCUGCGAUAUGCUGAUCGUGCCAAACAGAUCCGCUGUAAUGCUGUUAUUAAUGAAGAUCCAAACAACCGUCUGAUCCGUGAGCUUAAAGAUGAGGUGGCCCGUCUGCGAGAGCUGCUGGGAGCCCAGGGGCUGUCUGACAUCAUUGACACCGUUAAUGCCCUGACGGGUAUGAGCCCUUCGUCCUCCAUGUCUGGUUUGUCCAGUCGAGCUGCCUCUGUCUGCAGCCUACAUGAGCGCCUUGCCUUCACUCCUGGGAGUGAGGAAGCUAUCGAAAGGCUUAAGGAAACAGAGAAGAUUAUUGCUGAGCUCAAUGAGACGUGGGAGGAGAAGUUGCGCCGCACUGAGGCUAUACGCAUGGACAGGGAGGCGUUACUAGCAGAGAUGGGGGUGGCCAUGAGAGAGGAUGGAGGAACUCUUGGGGUCUUUUCACCUAAAAAGACUCCUCAUCUUGUGAAUCUUAAUGAAGAUCCUCUGAUGUCUGAGUGUCUCUUAUAUUACAUCAAGGAUGGCAUCACAAGAGUCGGACGGGAAGAUGUAGAGAGGAGACAGGACAUUCUCCUGAGUGGUCAUUUCAUCCGUGAAGAGCACUGUAUGUUCCGGAGCCACACCAUGCCCUGCGGCUCAGUGGUAGUGACCCUGGAGCCGUAUGAUGGGGCUGACACUUAUGUCAAUGGGAAGAAGGUGCAGGAGUCGUGCAUACUGAGAUCUGGUAAUCGUAUCAUUAUGGGGAAGAGUCACGUAUUUCGCUUUAACCACCCUGAGCAAGCUCGCCAAGAGCGGGAGCGCACUCCUUGUGCUGAGACCCCUGUGGAGCCGGUGGACUGGGCAUUCGCUCAGCGGGAGCUGCUGGAGAAGCAGGGCAUCGACAUGAAACAGGAGAUGGAACAGAGGCUACAGGAACUGGAAGAACAAUAUAGAAAAGAACGAGAAGAAGCUAAUUACCUUCUGGAGCAGCAGAGACUGGAUUAUGAAAGUCGGUUGGAAGCUCUACAAAGACAGAUGGAUUCCAGAUAUUAUACUGAGGUCAAUGAGGAAGAGGAGGAACCUGAGGAUGAUGUCCAAUGGACAGAUCAGGAGUAUGAUCUUGCACUCUGGGCUUUUCGGAAAUGGAAAUGGUACCAAUUCACUUCACUGCGUGACCAGCUCUGGGGCAAUGCCAUCUUCCUGAAAGAGGCCAAUGCUAUCAGCGUGGAGCUGAAAAAGAAGGUGCAGUUCCAGUUUGUGUUGCUGACAGACACCCUGUACUCACCACUGCCUCCUGACUUAUUGCCCCCGGAUGCUCACUCCGAACGUGAGAGACGUCCCUUCCCAAGGACCAUUGUGGCUGUGGAGGUCCAGGACCAGAAGAACGGUGCAACUCACUACUGGACCCUGGAAAAACUCAGGCAGCGUCUGGACAUGAUGCGUGAGAUGUAUGACCGAGCAGCUGAGCUUCCCUCUGGACUGAUGGAAGACUGUGAUAAUGUGGUGACCGGAGGAGAUCCGUUCUAUGACCGAUUCCCUUGGUUCCGUCUGGUGGGCAGCUCUCCCUUAUUCACCACAUGCAUGAGCGACAGCAUGGCCGAAAUAACCCCCUCCCCCACCCUCUCAAGCCCUGGCUCCGAGGGCACAGAGCCGGCCUCCCAGCUUGAAGAGGAGGAGGGUUUGGAGUAUGAGGAGGAAGAGGAAGACGGAUCCCAGGAGCAUCCCUACUGUGCUGUCAGAUCCGACCCGUUUCAUGACCGCUCCCCCCUAUUCAGUGUAGUGGGAAGGGCCUUCGUCUACCUGAGUAACUUGUUGUACUCUGUGCCUCUGGUUCACCGAGUAGCGAUUGUCAGUGAGAAGGGAGAGGUGAAAGGAUUCCUUCGAGUUGCUGUUCAGGCCAUUUCUGCGGACGAGGAGGCGCCUGACUAUGGCUCUGGGGUUAGGCAAUCUGGAACAGCCAAAAUCUCCUUUGAUGACCAACAUUUUCAAAAGUUCCAGGCCGAGUCCUGUGCAGGAAUGACACGCUCGGGAACCUCUCAGGAAGAACUCCGAAUCGUUGAAGGGGGUCAAGGACAAAACCCAGAUUGUGGCCCGACUGCAGAUGAGGUCAACAACAACACUUGUGCUGCCUCUCAGCAGGCGGCUCUUCUUGACAGUCCUAUAAAAGCUUCACUUGAUCUGUCAGAUGGGACUUUGCACCCCCUGAAACUGGGCACCAUCUUUACAUUCAGAGUCACCGUCCUGCAGGCAUCCAGCAUUCCUCCGGAAUAUGCUGACAUAUUUUGUCAGUUCAAUUUCAUACACCGCCAUGACGAGGCAUUUUCUACUGAACCUCUAAAAAACACCGGCCGUGGCCCACCAUUGGGUUUUUACCAUGUUCAGAAUAUUGCAGUGGAGGUCACGCAGUCCUUUGUGGAGUAUGUGAAAACUCAGCCGAUUGUUUUUGAGGUGUUUGGACAUUAUCAGCAGCAUCCAUUCCCUCCCUUGUGCAAAGACGUUCUGAGCCCCCUGCGUUCUUCCAGGCGUCUCCUCCCCAGGGUCAUGCCUCUGUCCAAACCAGUUCCAGCCACAAAGCUAACCAGGCAACGCGUUCCCAGUACUGGUCAGUGCCAUUGCAAGUACGACCUGAUGGCAUUCUUCCAGAUCUGUGAGCUUGAAGCAAAUGGAGACUAUAUACCUGUGGCAGUAGAUCAUGGUGCUGGGUUACCCUGUCAUGGUACUUUCCUCCUUCACCAGGGCAUCCAAAGGCGUAUAUCCGUGACACUGGUGCACGAGGCGGGGGCUGAGUUGAAGUGGCUGGAGGUGCGGGAACUAGUAGUGGGAAGAAUCCGCAAUACCCCAGAGGUAGAUGAGUCUCUAAUUGAUCCCAACAUCUUGUCUCUGAACAUCCUGUCUGCUGGAUAUCGUCCCCCGGAGGGAGGUGACAGGCAGUUUCUUGAUUCUGACACACCUAGGACAUUCUAUCACUUUGACGUGGCAUGGGACAGCUCUAUGCACAACUCCCUACUGCUGAAUCGUGUCACUCCAUACAGAGAGAAGAUCUACUUGACGCUGUCUGCCUAUGUAGAGAUGGAGAAUUGUACGCAGCCAGCUGUGAUCACCAAAGACUUCUGCAUGGUGUUUUACUCUCGGGAUGCCAAAUUGCCUGCCUGCCGCUCCAUCCGAAAUUUGUUUGGUACAGGUAGCCUGCGCGCAUCUGAAAGUAACCGUGUAACUGGAGUAUAUGAGCUCAGUCUUUGCCGGGUUGCAGAAGCCAGCAGUCCAGGCAUGCAGAGGAGACGCAGGCGUGUGCUAGAUACCUCUGUUGCAUAUGUGCGAGGUGAGGAGAACCUUGCAGGCUGGAGGCCACGGAGUGACAGCUUAAUCCUUGAUCAUCAGUGGGAGCUGGAGAAGCUCAGCUUGCUUCAGGAGGUUGAGAGGACCCGGCAUUACCUGCUGCUUCGGGAGAAACUGGAAGCCACACUCAGGGGAGCCACAGACUCGUUUACUCCAUCUCCUAGUGACGAGAUGUCGCCCCCCAGCCCUACAUGUCAGUUGGUGCAACUCACAGAGCCGGGGUCCCCACAUGUAGAGGAAAACCCACUGGAGACCGCCAGUGAGAGACAGAAAGAGCUGGCUGCCAAGUGUCUACGCCUGCUCACCCACACCUUUAACAGAGAGUACACUUACAGCCAUGUGUGUGUGAGCGCCAGUGAGAGCAAGCUUUCUGAGAUGUCAGUCACACUUCUACGUGACCACUCUCUUCCUGGCCUUGGGGUCUCGUCCCUCACGCCAUCUAGCACCUGCCCUUCCCUUGUAGAAGGACGAUACUGCAGCCAAGAGUCCAGUCCCCAGCCUCUGUCAUGUGCAUUUACCUCUGAGAGGGACCCUCCGAGCCCCCCGGGAGAGCUGCAGAAGUCACCCAGUACAGGACUCAAGAUCCCACUUAGUUUAUUUGUUCCUGACAUACAAGAAAUCCGGGUUAGCCCUAUCGUUUCUAAGAAGGGGUACCUACACUUCCUCGAACCUCACACUGGGGGCUGGGUAAAGAGGUACGUGGUGGUCCGACGUCCCUAUGUCUACAUCUACAAUAGUGAUCGGGAUUCAGUGGAGAGAGCCAUCCUUAAUCUCUCACAGGCCCAAGUGGAAUACAGUGAGGACCAGCAGGCCAUGCUGAAGACGCCCAACACGUUCGCUGUGUGCACACAACACCGCGGCAUCCUGCUGCAGGCCAGCAAUGAUAAGGACAUGCAUGACUGGCUCUACGCCUUCAACCCUCUCCUGGCCGGCUCCAUUCGGUCCAAACUGUCACGACGCAGAACAGCCCAAAUGAGAAUUUAAUGGGAUGCACACACUCUUUCCUGCUUUUAUCAACAUGUUACACCAUGAAUUCACCCCAAACCUGCACAUGACAAAAGCACCACACCCCUAAGCACCAUGCUCACGCUUACUUCUACUGCUCCCACUGAAGAUAACCUUUAUUCUUCUUAUGGCCUAGGAGGUAACCUGCGGCUUUCCAGUUGUUCUUGAAAUACAACUCUCAGCAAGCUGAGAGCUGUACAUUAACAGCUGGAGACUCUUGCGUUGCCUACACCUGGUCCAGGGAGUCUCACUGUGCUGCACCUUUGUUCUGUGUUUUUCAUUUCUUCAAUGAACUAUACUAUGGGCAGAUAGAAAUGACCAUUUGUAUGCAAGAAGACAUAGUAGGUGGUUCAGGAAAUGAUAUGUUACUGGUCUCAGUGGCCAUAAAACAAUGCCUGGGAUCCAGUAAGGAUCCCGGCGAUCGGGAUCCCGGCAAUCCCAACCCCAAAACCUAUAACCCAGUGGGAAGUUAAUCAUCUGACUAGAAAGAUGCAUUUUUAGGCAGGAAGAUUAGGAAGUAAUAAUGAGAGAAUGCUGAAUAAUGCAGAUCUCUAGUAAGAGAUGUUAAAGAAUAAGAUUUUGUAGCGGAACAUGUGAUCACUAAACUUUUGUGUCCUCUCCUAGUAUGGGAAGUCUACUCCUAAAACAUCAAACACAUCCCUGCAAAUGCACAAACCAUCUACACAGAGUGCAGGUAGCCAUUUUAACAGAACUUAUGACAUGAUUGUGGUGGUACGAAGGGGGCAGACACGUUGCUUGGUGAUAUCACUUGUGCCCAAUACAUUAACAGCCUGUUUUCUCAUUAAUAUUAGUUAAGCUCACAAGACGGUGGUACUCACUGCAUGUAGAUGAUGGGUACACAUACAUGGGGGUCUGUUCCCUGCUUUAUACAUUUUCUCAUGUGAGGCACGUCCUUAGUUACAAUUCUUUGCACCAUCUAAUAUGUCAUUUUCCAAAGCGGGUGUAAAUAUAACACACUCACACUAAUCUGUCUAGAGAGGGUCAUGCGUUCACAUAAUAAGUGUGUCUAGAAGAGGCACAAGAAGCCUAACACUGUGUAGUGUGAUUAAUUGAUUCUAGGACCUUGCCGGUUACUACAAAACAAUGCCAUGUUGUACUAGAUGUUUUUGCCCUAUGUAUGUACUUAUAAUUUUGCAUGCAGGAUCAUGUUCUACAGGCUAUAGUGCCAUGAGAACUUAACUCAACCCAAAGGAAGCCCGAGCACACAUACACCAAAGAGAGGGGAACCGGGAACCAGUUAUACAUAAGAGAAUUUCUCCAUUCCAACUGUAUGCACUUUAAGAAUGAAUUUCUCAAGAAUCAGCGCCUUAUAGCCCACUCACUACCUAUGCUCGUUAAUGUGAAGGCAAUAUAUAAUAGCACUUUAAUUAAUUUGCCUUCAAGAUAGCACCAAGGUAUAUUAAUAACCUAAAUAAAACCUAGGGAGAUUUGGGUCAUUGUCUAGUCUUUGAUCAACAUGUCACUGAAUGCACGUGAGACUGAUCUUGCUGUUAGUCGGACAUUGUUAGCACUGGGUUAUUGAAUGUCUUUGGGAUGCCAUAGUAUGGGUGUAUAGGACCUCCAAUCGCAUGGUCAGACAACCUGAGACUAUGAGGUCCGAUCAUCUCAGACUUGGGCUGAUGUAUGUCUGAGGCCAGCUAACCUGUGGAACAUACAGUCCCAAAUAGAACAGACCCAGUUAUAGGAAUUAUCGAACACGAGGGAGAAUUUUGUUAUCAAAUGCAUUCAUUGGCCUAUGUAUCAAGCUAUUAGUGUCCACUCCUGUCCUCCAGAUCUACAACAUACUGUAAAAGAGCAUCAAAUCAAAUCUAAUAAUAAAUAAGGGGAAUAAUACAUUACUAUUUACCAUUGAUUUAUGCUGGGACCACUGGACUCCAGUACAAAUGAUGGAAAUAUUAUAUCAAAUUACUUUUUAUCCGAUUCCUCUUUGAUAAAAGUACUAGUCAACAGAAUCACUUACAAUAGUCCAUCAUGGUGCUGACCGGACCUUUACCAGCUAUGUCUGCAGGUAGUGUAAUGUUUAGGAAUCAGGAAAGUAAUGACUCAAAUAUGUCCAGGAUUCCAUAAAUGUAUUAUUACAUUACAUAUUGCUUUGCAUUUUGGGUGGUGAUUUUGUUGCUUUGAAAGUGAACAAUGACUGUCUUGUAUAAUAUGUCAAUGUCACGUUAAUGAGCUGUGGAGAGAUUGCAUACUAGGCUACACAAUUUUGUACGUUAUAAUGAGUGUUGCAUGCGAACAGCAGUUAGCAGCUUUAAUCAACUCAAUGAUACAUUUCUCAUUGUACAUAAAUCUUCAAUAGUUUAAGGGCAAAAUAAAUGUAAUUGAAAAAAAAAUAUUGCCAGAUUUGUGAUUUGGCAUCACAAUUGUAAAAAUUCCAGGAUAUUUCCUACAAUUAUACCCAAUAUGUGUUACCAUACUUAAAAUCAUUUUGACCAAUUCUGGUAAAAAGAAUUCUGUAUCUUAUCUUUAGUGCAUACUGCAAAGAAAAAACAACAACUGGGUAAAUGUCUUCUCUCUUCAGCUCUUUGUCACAAAUAAACAUAAAAUGGUGCAAGUGGCGGAUUUGGGAGAUGGGGGGCGGGGGGUGUUAGGGGAGUUCACAUGUCUACCUUUGUCAUUUCUGGCAUGCAGCUCACUACUGAAGUAAAUUGACGUAAACAUAGCGCAGAGUCUUUGUUAUCUACUGCACAUAUGCUGGGGUCACACAGAAGCCCCUCCUAUAAUUUCUUUUGGGGAAGAGGGGGUGGGAAUCCACCCUUGAAAGGUAUUAUCUACUUUUACAUGACUUACUUAAUGUAUUUUAUAUGCAAUUUUAAGAACAAUGCUGUCUUGUAGUUUGCUUCUGUACUGUCCAGCAAGUCUUACUCUUUAUUCAGGCAGCCUUAUUCAUUCUUUGUUCCCUCGAGAUGUGGCUCAAAACUGCACUAGGAAUACAACCCUAUCCAAUGUAGAAAGCACCUGGAGUAGGGAAGAUCAUCUCUGCCUUAGGACACACAAGGAAGCAGGACAUGUCAAGGAAAUGAUAUAGGGCCUAAUUCAGACCUGAUCGCAGCAGCACAUUUUUUCUCUAAUGGGCAAAACCACGUACAGUGCAGGUGGGGCAGAUUUAACAUGUGCAGAGAGAGUUAAGUGUCCUACACACUUGGCGAUGUUACCGAUUUGGACGAUGUUCGUUUUCAACGAUUAACGACCAUCGUCCAAAUUGGCUUGUUAUGCUAAACGAGGGAAAACAAAUGAUGAACGACCGCGAGGACACGCAUCGUUGGUGCAUACACACUGAGCGAUAUGAACGAUUUAUCGUUCAUUACUGAACAAGAUCGUUCAUAUUGUUCAUACACAUCGGCAAGUGUGUAGGGCCCAUUCUAUUUGGGUAGGGUGUGUUCAAACGGAUAUCUAAAUUGCAGUGUAAAAAUAAAGCAGCCGGUAUUUACCCUGCACAGAAACAAAAUAACCCACCCAAAUCUAACUCUCUCUGCACAUGUUAUAUCUGCCUCACCCGCAGUGCAACAAGGUUUUGCCCAUUAGAGAAAAAUUUUGCUGCUGCAAUCAAGUCUGAAUUAGGCCCAUAGUAACACAGUGACAAUGACCAACAAAUCAAUGAUAGUCAUAUGGAAGUGGGCAACCUAUAGACAGCAGAUAAUAUGGAAGGACAGCAAUAUAUACUGUACUGGGGACGUGCAAUAAUUGCUCUGUCCAGGUUCAGCAGAUGUGCCACUCAUUAUAUUGCAGACUAUACUGUAGUGAUACGUAUAAUUGCCCAGUCAUUUACACUAACAUAUUACUUUAUGUAAAUUAGGGCAGUUUGGUUUACAACUAUACAGAACAAAGCUUAUUUAAGGGGAUAGACGCCUCCGCGUGCUGUGUAGUUCUUUAUGGCGAUUUGGUAUGUCAGGCAAUUUGCAGCUCUAGCAGUGAACUCUGUGUUACAUUAUGUACAUGAAAUAUAACAAGCUAAAAUGUUUAACUUACUGUUGGAGCAGAUAGAGAUCCCAAUUAUUUAGUAAAUCCCAUUAUUUUGACCAGAAAACUGAUCAUCUGUGGUUGUGCAGGCGGCUUAUUCUGCAUAGCAUAACCUUGUCUGUAUAACCGAACAUGUAAAAAGUAUUUCAUACAUGUCAUGUCUUGUGCCUCUUACAGUUUUCUGUUUAACUGUAACCUAUUACACUGUGUCAGUACAGUAUGGUUGUUGUUUUUUUGACUAUGUAAUAUAAUGGAUUGGAUAAUAAGUAUGUUUAUCUGGGACGUGCUAGUAAUACUACAGACAUUGUAAUCCAGUAUAAAAUAAAACUUGGCUGUGAAGACUUGCCAGUGAUAAAGCUGCUGUAUCCCAGCACUGCAUUAAAUCCAGUGGAAUGCCUUGCCAGGAAAAGUCAGGGACAGAGUGAAGGGUGGCUCUAGAGUGAAGUAGCUGCCUCUUCUGCCUCUCAUGUCCCAGUCAGGCAUCACUACUGUAUCUGUGCCACGCUUAGGCAACCUGUGGCUCUGCAGCUGAUGUGGAAUUAUAAGCAUGCUGUGACUUGUAGUUCUGCGCAAGAUGGAAAGCCAUAGUUGUCCUACCUCAAAUCUAGUUGGAAAUACUAUAUAGUAAAAACUAAAAGUUCUGGGAUUCCCAAGGAUGCAAAAAAAUUAUAAUAAUAUACAAUAACAAAAAGGACUAAUACCUGGCCAUGUUGAUGGUGGCUGUUAUACCCUAUUCGAUAAAGUUUCUUUAGUAAUGCAUAUAGUGUGGAAGUAAUCACUGCUGCCCAGUCCUGUCCUGUAAGCGGCUGUCCGGGGGGCCGGUGCUCUCACCCUGCCCUGACUAGUGCACUUUGUCAUUCUGUGCUGUGUAUUCCAGACCUCGAAACACCAUAUGGAAAGAUCUUCCAAUAAAGUUGCUGGUCACUCUGCCUUCCAUAUAUUAAAGUAUAUCAAAUGACUGUCAAGCCUAUUUAUUUAAAUAUGUAUGUAUUUUAACUACUAUAGUAAAACUGUUUUAUUUAUGCAUUGUAUCAUGUUAUACCUGGCAAUGUAAUUUUAAUGACUUAGAUGUAAAAUACAGUGCAGCUACAUGUUCA
Messenger RNA from Pseudophryne corroboree (corroboree frog), 10681 nucleotides. It is a transcript of the gene KIF1A, whose product is annotated as kinesin family member 1A. The coding region runs from base 267 to 5582 and encodes 1771 amino acids. Gene Ontology annotation, molecular function: ATP binding; microtubule motor activity; microtubule binding. NCBI's taxonomy places the organism in Eukaryota, Metazoa, Chordata, Amphibia, Anura, Myobatrachidae. The record is from RefSeq and is a predicted model, not a curated record. Gene Ontology annotation, biological process: microtubule-based movement. The transcript has 49 exons.